GCAGGCAAGCUGAACGAGACGUUCCGAUGGCGGCAGCUGGACUUCGACUUCCCGUCGGACGCAGAGCGCUCGGCGGCCAUGGCGACCAAGCGCUUCCGGCCUUCCGACAACGUACCUGUGGGCGUCGAGGUGUGGGGAGAGCGCGUCUUCGUCACGGUGCCGCGCUGGAAGGCCGGCGUUCCCGCCUCGCUCGCCUACGUCCGCAGAGACGACCCGACGGACAACCCGAAGCUGCGGCCGUACCCUGACUGGUCGUGGCACGACCUGUCGCUGCUGGAGGGCGCCAACGCGUCCGUCGAGGCGCCGGUCAUCGUGUCGCCGUUCCGCGUGCGCGCUGACGAGUGCGGCCGGCUGUGGGUGCUGGACACCGGCAUCGCAGACAUCCUGGGCGGCGCCGCCACCAGGGUGCUGCGGCCGCCCGCGCUCCUCGUCUUCGACCUCAACACCGACACUUUCAUCCGGCAGAUCACCUUCCCAAAAGAGGUGGUGAAGGAGGACUCGCUGUUCGCGAACGUGGCCGUGGAGGUGGCGCCCGCGCUCUCCGGCGGCUACGACUGCGAGGCGACCUUCGCCUACGCGGCCGACCUGGGAGCCUACGGACUCGUCGUGCACGACUGGGCGCGCCAGACCACCUGGCGCGUCUCCCACAACUACUUCCACUCAGACCCGCUGGCCGGAGAGUACAGCGUGCUGGGCACCGAGUUCCAGUGGACGGACGGGCUGUUCGGGCUGGCGCUGUCGGCGCCGGACCUGCGCGGCCACCGCACGCUCUACUUCCACCCCUUCUCCAGCACCAACGAGUUCAGCGUGCCGACGCGCGUGCUGCACGAGCCGGGGGCGGCCCACCUGCACUUCCACGACUUCAAGCUGCUGGGCUCCCGCGGGCCGAGCACGCAGUCCUGCGCCUCCUUCAUGGACGAGGAGUCCGGCGUGCUCUUCUACUCUCUGGUGAAUAAGAACGCAGUGGGCUGUUGGAACUCGAAGCUGCAUCCGAAGACCUACACGCCGGAGACGCAGGGCAUGGUGGGCCAGGACAACGUGACCAUGGUGUUCCCCAACGACAUGAAGGUGGACGGCAACGGCACCCUGUGGGUGCUGACCGACCGCAUGCCGCUCUUCCUGUACUCGGAGCUGGACCCGGUCGAGGUGAACUUCCGCGUGCUGUCGGCGCCGGUGGAGGCGGCCGUGGCGGGCACCGCCUGCUCCGCCGCCGCCCCGCCCCCGCCGUCUGCCGCCCCCGCGCCCGCCCCCGCACUCUGGGCGCCGCUGGCGGCCGUCGCGACGCUGCUCGCAACCUCGGCCGCCGCUGCCGCGUGAGCGCCGGCGCCGGCGUCGCGGUGCCCCGGCAGCCGCUGAGGUCGAAACCGCAGUGGCAGCUUCCUUCGUCCGCUCAAAAGAACAUUUUUCUAAUCGCGAAGCACAGACUGUCUUUCCAAAACCCGAAUCAUAUGUCAGCACGGAAACUCUUCCCCAGUGUUUUAAGUGAUUGCAUCCCGCCUGAAAAUGUCAGUUUUACUUUACUUCUGCUAUUGUACAGUUUCGGCUUUGGAGCAUUUUUAAGUAUCCUGAUAAAAAGAACCGAUAAGAGUGUAGGGUCUCAAAAAUUAUUUAAAAUUUAAACACAAUGACAAACAAGAUCAUAAAAUAUGCCACGAUUAAUAAAAACUUAUUGGACAUUUGAAGAAUGGAAACGGAUAACUUUCCAAGUGUCAAACCUCACAUUUGUCAGAACGAAAAGUCCAUGUGUCUAAGUCAAUGUGUCUCUGUUUGUACAUAACAGGUUUGUAUCAAAAAAUUGAGAAGGUAUUCUGAUAACACAGUAUUAUGCUGCUCGCCGCAUCACCGCAGAAGAGACAAAUUAGAAAAUAAAUACUUUAUUAACAUCGUUCUAUGUUUCAUACCAGGGAACUGACUUGUUCUCAGGGCUAAUAAGAAAGUCUUUACAUAUUGAUUCUUACAAAGAAGGAAAUAAUCACCAACCAAUGUUAAUAAUGGCAUUUCUUUACACAAAUGGCGCCGUAACAGGUUUCUAACUGACACGUUCAUCUUGAGACAGCUGUUCGCGUUUACAUUAGAUUUGUUGUUGAUUAGUUAGUUACAUGUUCCAUAGAUCAUUUGAGCGAUUCUUUUAUCGAAAUGAUGUGGAACGAGUCAGUUUACAAGAUAUGUAUUCAAGUAAACAUCAUUAGUGUUACCUUUAAUAAACACAUUACUAUUUUUAGUCCCACUUACAGGAAAUACACUUAAUUUCUUUUUCACUGGAUACGAGUUUUUAUGUAGAAAUUCGUCACUGGAAUGGGAGGAGUGUCCAGAAGAAAUGAUUUUAAAUUAGUUUUACAAUUUGCUUUCCUCAACACCUGUCUGAGGUCUGACAGCUUCAAUAAUGGGUAACAAAGGUUAUUCUUUCCUCUAGUGGUGUAAGUAUGGACGUCACUGUUCUUGUCAAAUUGUGAUAGAUUAUUUAUGACGAGUUUCAUUAGCGAAUAUAUGUAUUGCGGCGGCGCAUUUAAAAUGCCCAGCACCUUGAAGAGGUACCUACAUGACGUCUGUGGGAGAACGCCGCUCGCUUUUGUGCAAUUCAUACUUGCUUUCUUAGUGAUGAGUUAUCCCAGAAAAUUAUUCCGUAAGACAUUACUGAGUGGAAAUAUGCAAAAUACGUCAGAAGCUUCGUAAGCUUGUUUCCAAGACUAGCAGUUACAGGAAGAGCAAAGGUAGCUAUACUUAGUUGUUUGAUAUACUCAGUAAUAUGGUUCUUCCAUUUUAAGUUUCCAGCACUAUGUACAUCGAAAAAUUUGGAGCAUUCUACCCUACUUACUGACUCCUGCUCAUGUGCUACAUCAAUUAUUGGCAUGACUCUAUUUGUUGUACAGAACUGGAUAUAGUGUGUGUGUGUGUGUGUGUGUGUGUGUGUGUGUGUGUGUGUGUGUGUGUUUCUUUUUUCAAAAUUUAGGGAGGGUCUAUUUUCAAAGAACCGUUUAAUAAUUCUUUGGAAAAUAUCAUUUACCAACUCUUCUGCUGCUUUCGCUCUUAUGGGAUUUGUUAUAACAUUAGUAUCAUCUGCAAAAAGUACAUAUUUAACGAAUAGGAGUGGCCCCAAAAGUGAAUCCUGUGGGAUGCCCUUUGUGAUUUUUCCCAGUCACUAAAAUUUUCUACCUUUGCGACAAUGUCUGAGUUAUUCAGCACUAGCUUUUGCAUUCUUUUCAAAUAUGAUUCAAAGAAGCUGUGCGUUAAGACCACCAGUUCCAUAAAACUUGAGUUUUUCUAAGAGCAACAUGAUUUGCACCAUCAAACGCCUUGGAAAGAUUACAAAAAUUACCAAGUGAUGAUGUAUUUUAUUUAAGAGUUGUACUCUUUGAUGAGUGAAUGCAUAAACAGCAUUCUUAAUCAAGCAACCCUUUUGGUACCCAAACUGUGACACACUAAGUACAUUGUUUCCACACCAGUAAAGAAACUGGGAGGUCAUUGUUUAAGUCUGUCUUGUCAUUUUUCUUAUGAAGUGGUUUAACAACUGCAUAUUUUAACCUUUCUGGAAAAAUUCCUUGUGCCAGUGAUACAUUGCAUAUGUUGCUAUGGAAAUUACUUACUAGUCGUUAGGAAACACGGGUCAAGAACUAAUGUAAACCACAAUCAAAAUAAUAUAAAUGUGAAGAUCCGUUUGUAAAUGAACCCGUCGAUUCGAAACCGGUAGCGGUGCUAUUUGUGUAAAUAAAUAGUACAAUUAACGGUAGCUUGUUUUUGUUUUCUUCUUUGCAAAAAUCAACUUGUAUUUUCUACGUAGCGACCGUCUAAAAAAUGUCGGUAUUCGACAAAGCAGCAGGAAAAAGUUUUUGUUCCAAGUAUUAUUAAUACUGAGGCACCACACUUCAUUAGUGAUAAUACAAAUGCAGAAAUACAGCAUUAAGUUUGUAACAAGUCGAGCUGUAGUCAACAAAAACCACUUCUCAUAUCUUUUCAAGUUUGGAACUCCAGAGGGAAGGACAAAUUGGCAUAAAGAUCGUGUACUUUCUACUGACGCAUGUCUGAGAGACUUCCUCGAUGUUUCAGCAUGGGGAUCAAGUCUAGGAAAAUGCAACAGAGUACCGGGAACACAACAGAACUGAAAACACGUUUUUGAAAAAAUUGACAGUUUGAACGCUUUCCAUUGCCACUCUUCAUUUGUAGACAAUACAUUUAUCAAAAAUCAGCGAUGGCACAUCGCGCCAUACUAGGUUCUCUUUUAUCAUUCCUCCGCCAGUCGGGGUGAGGGAGGGGUGGCAGGGGUAAAUUACCGCUCUCCAGUGACAGCAGUAAAUAAAAUUUACCAACUGUUUCUAAAAAGACGUAAAACAAUGAAAUACGAGCAUGUUUUAGAAUUAAUACGUACAUAUUUUAGAAUUAUUAAAAAAGACCUUUGUACGUUCAAGACUUCAAGUAAAAUGCCUUUUUUUUAA
Molecule: messenger RNA, 4430 nt
Organism: Schistocerca americana (American grasshopper)
Lineage: Eukaryota; Metazoa; Arthropoda; Insecta; Orthoptera; Acrididae
Product: protein yellow-like
Exons: 5
Coding region: 79-1317 (412 amino acids)
Cellular component (GO): extracellular region
Source: RefSeq, a predicted model, not a curated record